Molecule: messenger RNA, 1443 nt
Organism: Hypoxylon fragiforme
Lineage: Eukaryota; Fungi; Ascomycota; Sordariomycetes; Xylariales; Hypoxylaceae
Product: MFS general substrate transporter
Exons: 3
Coding region: 1-1443 (480 amino acids)
Biological process (GO): transmembrane transport
Cellular component (GO): membrane
Molecular function (GO): transmembrane transporter activity
Source: RefSeq, a predicted model, not a curated record
AUGACAGAACAAAAGUCGUUUGAUGCCGAGAGCGGAAAGGAGGAGUUUAGCGCCAACGUCGUUCAGGAUGAGAACUCUGGUGUCAUCACAGAAGCUGAAAAGGCGCUGCGAUGGAAGCAGGACAAGCGAAUCGUGCCUCUGUCGGCUGGCAUCUACUUCCUGUGCUAUCUUGACCGCUCCAACAUAGGGAACGCAAAGAUCAUGAAUUCGAGCACUGGCGACGAUCUCAUGACCGAGACUGGGAUGAGCAAUACCCAAUACACCAUCGCGCUCAUGAUCUUCCUCGUGGCCUAUGGACUAUUCGAGGUUCCCUCUAACAUCCUCCUUAAGAAAUUGAAGCCCUCGCGCUGGAUAGCUUUUCUCAUGUUCUGCUGGGGCGCGCUCACCAUGGGUCUCGGUGGUGUGAAUAGCUACGCCGAGGUGACUGUUGUACGAUUCCUCCUCGGCGUUUUCGAGGCCGGUCUGUUCCCCGGCUUGGUCUACUACCUUACCUUCUGGUAUAAGACCGAAGAGCGAAGCAUCCGGGUUGCUUUCAUCCUAGCAUCCGCCACCUUGGCGGGCGCUUUCGGAGGUGCGAUCGCAUAUGGAAUCGGGCACAUGAACAAGGCUGGCGGAUUGUCAGCCUGGAGGUGGUUAUUCAUCAUCGAGGGUAUACCGUCUUGCCUCUCUGCAUUCCUGGUCUGGCUUUUCCUGCCAGAUUACCCAGAGGAGGCAACGUGGUUGACUAUUCAAGAAAGGGAUCUAGCGGUAGAGCGACUGCGCGUCGAGGGAAGCAAGGGUCACCACAAGGCAAUGAGCUUGUCGGACGCCAUGGCGACCCUGACAGACUGGAGAUUAUGGGCUCAUUACGUAGUGUAUUUUGGGAUCUCAACCCCGUUCAGCUCUCUUUCGCUCUUCACGCCUUCCAUCACUGCCGGCUUGGGCUAUCACGACCUUCACGCACAGCUGAUGACUGUGCCACCCUACGCUGUCGCUUAUGUUGUCUCAAUUCUGACAUCUUGGUCAGCGGACCAUUUCAAUGCCCGCGGACUCCACUCAGCGGGAAUGGCCACCAUCGGCGCAAUUGGCUUCCUCGCAUCAGCUGUCCUACCAGCCGACGCAUACGCAUCACGAUAUGGGUGCUUGAUUGUAGCGGCUUCUGGCGCAUUCGCUUGCAUCCCUCCGCUACUAGGAUGGCUGUCGUCUAACAUCUUCAGCACCGCCUCCGUCGGCCUUGCCAUUGCCUUGAAUAUCGGUCUAGGAGGUGCUCCCGGCCAGAUCGUAGGCGUAUUUAUAUAUAAGCCGAACGAGGCCACCGCUGGAUAUCCCACAGGUCACUGGACGAAUGCGGCGCUGCUGUUCAUGGUGGGUGUUGGCUGCGUAGCACUGAGGAUAUACUAUGCGCGCCGCAACAAGAAAAUCUUAAGUGUGGGCGGAGAGGACAUUCGGCUUUUCAAGUAUUGA